AUGGAUAGUAAUAAUAUUUGUGGUACUCAUAAAAGAAGUAUUGAUCUCAUUUGUUAUGAUUGUAAUGUUUUGAUGUGUUCUAUUUGUUCACCAAAACAUGCACGUCAUACCUUUGACCAUAUUGAAAAUAUUAAAUCAAAUUUCAACGAUCAUGAUACCACACAAACAGCACCUAUAGAUGAUAACAACACAAAUAAUAACAAUACUAAUAAUAAUAGUAGUUUUACUAAAAUUACAGAUAUUCAAACAGGUAUUCAAUCAGCAUUCGAUUCUUUGAAACUAAAAGUAAAAGAAUAUGAACAAUUACAACAAACAGAACAUCAAAUCGAAAGUAGUUUCAAAGAGCUACAUGAAUUCCUUAUUGUUGAAGAACAUAGAUUAAAGACACCAAUCAUCGAUAGUAAAGAUCAACUAGAACAACAAAUAGAUAAACAAAUCAAAAUCAUGAAAUCUUUGAAUACAAUUAAUAAUCAUUUUAAAGUUAAAUCAAAUAAUAAUAAUAAUGAUGAUGAUGAUGAUGAAUCUGAUCGAUCAGAUUCACAAUCAUUAACAAUAACAGAUACAACAGAUAACUAUCAAAUAUCAACAAUAAUUCGAUCGAUUUCACAAUCAUCUCAUCACAAUGAAUUCAUUUCAGCCAACAUCAAUACAUUGUUCUAUUUCGAUGAUUAUCCAUCCUUGGACUCCUCCUAUAUUGAAAAGAUAUUCGGUCUUGGCAUCUCUCUUGUUGGUGAGAUUGAAAAUUCUCUUUCUUGUGACGAACAUUGUAUCUUUACGAAUGAUAUUGGCGUUGAUCAAGGCUAUGAGUAUCUUGGCACUUUGUUUGGUUGGUGGAUGGUUCGGAUGGGAAUUGUGGUAUUUGAUGUAUUCUUCUAG
Heterostelium album PN500 is the source of this 876-nucleotide messenger RNA. RefSeq lists its product as uncharacterized. The record is from RefSeq and is a predicted model, not a curated record. The coding region runs from base 1 to 876 and encodes 291 amino acids. The transcript has 2 exons. NCBI's taxonomy places the organism in Eukaryota, Evosea, Eumycetozoa, Acytosteliales, Acytosteliaceae. Gene Ontology annotation, molecular function: zinc ion binding.